Messenger RNA from Folsomia candida, 808 nucleotides. RefSeq lists its product as uncharacterized. The record is from RefSeq and is a predicted model, not a curated record. The transcript has 2 exons. NCBI's taxonomy places the organism in Eukaryota, Metazoa, Arthropoda, Collembola, Entomobryomorpha, Isotomidae. Bases 168 to 674 code for a protein of 168 amino acids.
UCUCUCUCUGGCUGUCGUUGAACCAAAACACAGCUGACACCACGUCAACACACAGAGAAGAAGAGCCCACUCCCCUCUUUUACACUCGCUCGCUGCGUGUUGUUGCUAGGGCUUUAAUUUUUCAACCCAAAAAUCACAACAAAAUCCUAUUUUUAAUAAACUAAAAAAUGCUCCGCUACAUAACGACAAUUUUCUAUGGCAACGACGACGACGACCAGGAAAAUUACACCGUGGAGGAAGAACUCCUCGAGGAUGAAGAUUUGGAACUCGACUGGGUCGUUGUCAAGACGACCAAUAACAGUGAAAAACAGGAUCUCGAGGGGGUGGAACUCGACGAUGGAGAAAAAAUCUCCUUGGAAACUGAGGAGCUACUUAUUUGGGAAAAUUUACUCAUCGAACAUCCCUCGAUGAGCGUUUACAUUAGCACCCAGGAGCGACCCCAAGAACAACCCAUGGAAACUAAAAACCUGUCCUCCAAAAAACCGCACCCCCUUUCCCACUGGCUUCUCAACCCACCCCACUACCCUCAUCAGAAAAAAAUCUCAACCCCACCCACCGUUGCCUUGGCGAACAAAAAACCCGUUCGAAAACUAUCAUCCCAGAAACAGCUCCCAAAAUUUCGUUCAAAUAUCCGAAACGAUCGACGUUGUCAUUACCAACGGAAACAAAUUUAACGUUUCCAUGGAAUUUUAGUUUAUAAUUUUUUUUGUAAAUCGUCGUUACUAAUCGUUAAUUUGUAAAUAUUAAAUGUCAAUGACAUCACCGUGGAUACGUGAAUUUUUUAAUAAUAAAAAAAAUGUUUUUAAAA